AAAGCCGGAAGUUCUCUCCUGUCCUGCCUAGGUUCGUGGCUCAGCUCUGCUGCUCAGAUGACAGGCGGAGGUUGGUGUGGGGGUUUUUGCGGGGCGUCCGCGGGUGUCCGGGCUUCGCUGCGAGCUCCUCUUCGUGGGUGCGUGCUCUGCGAGUGUGCGUCCUCCCCGUGGGGUGUCGCUGACUGGAAAGGAGCCCAGAGCAGGAGGAAGGAAUGACCUCUCAUCUCCUGUCAGACAGAGACCAGUUAUUUGUUACAAGGCAGAGCUUUUAUUCAGGGAGAAGAAAGUUAUGGAUUUUGAGAGGAGAGCUGGGAUGGUGAUACCAAAAGAAAUUUCUUCCUUGUAAUAGUACUAACCAUAAUAGCAAGAGGAAUCAAUAACAUUCAAGGAUGUGGCUGUGGACUUUACUGAAGAAGAAUGGAGGGAGCUGGACCCAGCACAGAGGGACCUAUACAGGGAUGUGAUGCUGGAGAACUAUAAGAACCUGGUUUCCUUGCGAUUGUCAGUUUUUAAACCCCAUGUGAUAUCCCAGCUGGAGCAAGGGGAAGAACCCUGGAAAUCAGAGACAGAAGUCCCUCAAGUGGUUUGUCCAGAUUCCAUUACUCCGAAGAUAAGAUGGGAAAACUUGGACUGUAUUCCUUAUUGGGUCAUUUCUCUGGGAGAGUCAUCUAAGAAGAUAAUCACCAAGAAUGAUCCUUUUUCUUCUAAAUUGGAAGGAGCAUGGAAAUGUCAUGUCAGGACAGAGAAGCAAGUACAAUGUAAGGAAGUAACAAGAAUUCAGAGAAAAACUCAUGAUGAGUUAAAGGGUCAUGAAUGUGAUACAUUUGAGAGGUUUACUCUAGUAUCACUCAUUGUUCCACCAAAGAAAUUUCCUACAGGAAAACUUCUCCAGAAAUAUGAUACACUUGAUAAGACCUUCAAAGAGUUUUCAGAUAUAAAUAAAGAUAAUAGAAUUUCUUCUAUUUCUAACUAUAUUAAAUGCAGGAAGCCCUUCACUUACCACUCAGAUCUUAUUCAGAUUCAUAGAGCACAUACUGCAAAGAAAUCAUAUGAAUGUAAUGAAUGUGGGAAAUCCUUCACCAACAACUCAUUCCUUAGAAACCAUCUGAGAAUCCAUAGGAGACUGAAACCCAAUAAGUGUAAUGAAUGUGGAAAAACAUUCAAGCACAGGUGUUCACUUACUCAACAUCUGAGAAUUCAUACUGGAGAAAAGCCUUAUGAUUGUACUGAUGCACUAUUUGUGCAUCAAAGAAUUCACGCAGGAGAAAAACCAUAUAAAUGUACUGACUGUGGGAAAGCCUUUGCCCUUUGUGCCACACUUACUGAGCAUCAGAGAAUUCAUACUGGAGAGAAGCCUUUUAAAUGUACUGAAUGUGGGAAAACAUUUAGCCAUAGGUCAUCAUUUCGUAUACAUCAGAAAAGGCAUGCUGGAGAAAAACCAUACAAAUGUACUGAAUGUGGGAAAGCCUUUGUCCAGAAGGGAAGGUUUAUUGAACAUCAGAUUAUUCAUACUGCAGAAAAACCUUUCAAAUGUAAUGAAUGUGGGAAAACUUUUAGACGGAGGGGCUAUCUUACUGACCAUCAGAGAAUUCAUAGGGGAGAGAAGAUUUUUAAAUGUGCUGAAUGUGGGAAAUCUUUCAGCCUGAGGUCAUCCCUUAUUAUGCAUAGGAAGAUUCAUACUGGGGAAAAACCAUACAAAUGUAAUGACUGUGGGAAAGCUUUUAUCUACAAAGGAACACUUAAUGAACAUCAGAGAAUUCAUAGUGGAGAGAAGCCUUUUAAAUGUACUGAAUGUGGGAAAACAUUCAACCGUAGGUCAUCCUUUCGUAUACAUCAGAAAAGGCAUGCUGGAGAAAAACCAUACAAAUGUACUGAGCGUGGGAAAGCCUUUGCUCACCAGGAAACAUUUACUGAGCAUCAGAGUAGUCAUACUACAGAGAAACCUUACAAAUGUCAUGAAUGUGGGGAAACUUUUAGACAGAAGGGCUAUCUUACUGACCAUCAGAAAAUUCAUAAUGGAAAGAUUUUUAAACGUACUGAAUAUGGGAAAUCUUUCAACCUGAGGCCAUCACUUACUGUUCAUAGGAAGAUUCAUACUGGAGAAAAACCAUACAAAUGUACUGAGUGUGGGAAAGCCUUUAUCUACAAGGGAGCACUUAAUGGACAUCAGAGAAUUCAUAGUGGAGAGAAGCUUUUUAAAUGUCCUGAAUGUGGAAAAGCCUUUACCAGCCGGGGAAUACUUAGCAACCACCAGAGAAUUCAUAUUAGAGGGAAACUCUUUAUUUGUAAUGAAUGUGGUAAAAGCUUUACCAGGAAGUUCAGUCUUAAUAAACAUAAGAGAAUUCAUAUGAGAAAGAAGGCUAAUGAACAUCCUAAAUGUGGGGAAACAUUCCGCUAUAAGAAAUUACUUACUCUACAUGAGAGAAAUGAUGCUGAUGAAAAUGAUUUAGAAUGUAAGGAGUGUGGCAAAAUCUUCAAGCAGAGGAGCUACCUUAAUGUUCAUCAGGUCAUUCAUACUGGAGAGAAACCUUUUGAAUGUAUUCAUUGUAAGAAAACUUUCAGCCAUAAGGCAGCUUUUAGUCGGCAUAAAAAAAUUCAUACUGGAGAGAAAUCUUUUAAAUGUACACGAUGUGAGAAAGCUUUCAGUCUAAGUUCAUCUCUUAUUCGACAUCAGACAAUUCAUACUGGAGAGAAGCCUUUUGAAUGUACUCAGUGUGGGAAAGCCUUUGCCCUCAAGAGAUACCUUGUUGUACAUCAGAGAAUUCAUACUGGAGAGAAACCUUUUAAAUGUAUGCAGUGUGGGAAAGCUUUCUGCCACCGUUCAAAUCUUGUUAUACAUGAAGGAAUCCAUACUGGAGAGAAACCUUUUAAAUGUAGUGAUUGUGGAAAAACAUUCCGCCAAAGUAGGUCUCUUACUAUUCAUCAGAGAAUUCAUACUGGAGAGAAGCCUUUUGAAUGUGCUCAGUGUGGGAAAGCAUAUACCCUUAGAGGAAAACUUACUGUACAUCAGAAAAUUCAUACUACAUAGAAACCCUUUAUCUGUCACGAAUGUGGGAAUGCCUUCAGCAAUACCUCAAUUAAUACAUUAGAGACAUGAAAAUUUAUACUGGAAAGAAACCCUUCAAAUGUACUGAAUAUGGAAAGCCUUCAACCAAACAAGAGAAAUUAACACCAUAAAUUUCAUAUAAUAGAGAAAGCUUUUGUGUGUCCUGAACGUAGGAAAGCUUUCAAUCAUAGGAUGUACUUUGCUCUACAUGAGAGGAUUCAUCCUGCAGCAAAACCAUUUAAGUGUAAUGAACAUGGUAAAAACCUUUAGGUGGGGCAACAUCAUACUCUAAAGCAGAGAGCUCACAUUGCAAAGGGCCCAUAUAAAUGUAAUGAAUGUGGCAAAUCUUUCAGCAACAGCCCAAUCCUUAGGAAAUACCAGAGAAUUCACAAAGGGGUACCCUGUAAUUGUAAUUAAUUAGGGGAAAGCCUUCCCUUAGUCAUGUCUCAGUCCUUGGGAAGCAUCAGAAAAUUCUGAAUUGACAGAAUCCCUCCAAAAUGAAUGUGGAAAAGCCUUCAACUGGAGGGCCAUCUUAUUUCUUUGCUCUUUCUAGGUGGGCUGUCAUACAUCCAGAUGUCAAAGAUUGUUUUGUUUUACCUUCCACUGCUCUGUACCCGAAUAUCCACCAUGUUUGUCCUUCUACUAUGUGAAUAACCAGUAUUUCUAUGUGAUCCCUCCUUUUGCUGAUUUUGACAGCCCCCAUUUCUCCAGGACAGGCAGUUUCUGAAGGGCUUGAUUGGUGUAAGGAGAACCUUCCCAAGCCUCCAAGGCACCUGCUCAUUAACCAACCUGGGCUGGGCCCUUUGCUUUUGUUUACCCUUUAAACAGAAGCCAGUUUGACCCAGGGGGAUGACUCUUGUGUCCUUGGUUUUCCUAAUCAAAAUGUGGGGUGACCUGGUCACCUAUAGCAAAGACAAUACAGGAGACAACCUGAUUGACAUGGCCUCUAUUUUUUAGUUAGGAUUAUUAGAGAAAAGUGGGUCACAUAAAGAACAUUCUUUCAGUUCCAGAGAAGUAUGUCAUCUGCCACAUCUCAAAGCCAUCCCAUUUCCCCUAGCUGCAAACUUAUCCUUUCACCUAGGGAUUGAUCCUGUCCUCAUUUCUCCCCUACCUUCUCCCCAAUGAAGAAGUAAUCAGGAGGAGCUGAGAACUGGUAACCCACCUCCUCAUUUAAAUGCCCACCAGUGAAUGCUCUGCCUUUGCCAGGGGAGGGCCAAAUGAUGUUUUGUUAAGUAUUUUUUCAAUCAUUUCUGACUCAUGACUCCAUUUCUGGUUUUCCUGGGAAAGAUGCUGGAGUGGUUUUACCAUUGCCUUCUCUAGCUUAUUUUUACAGAUGAGGAAACUGAGACAAAAAGGAUUAAGUGACUUUGCCAGGGUCAUCUAUCUAGUGUCUGAGACUAUACAUCAGAAGAUGUUUUCCUGACUCUAGGCCCAACACUCUAUCCACCACACCACCUAGCUCCCCAAAUGAUGUAGUGUCAGGCCAGUGAGAAGGAAGACACAUGUAGGUUCAAAAGGUCCUGUGUACCCUCACUUUGGGUCUUUGGUUAUUGAGAGUAGCCACUGACCCAAUAUACUGAUUACUGUUAGCCUAACUAAAAAGUUGUUCACUCCAGGGCUUUUGACACAAAUGGAGGAGGCUGAGUACCCCUUUAUUAAUAGGUUCAGGGCCUUAUUAAUAAAUGAUAUCUUGCUUGGAAAAUGUCCUUCAUUUAUCCUUAUGUGAAAUACAAUCUGGACAACUUCCUAAAUUUACAUACAUAAGCCUACCUUUUUAAUAUGUAGUACUAUCCUAGCAGCCCUUUGUUUCCUAUUUUCUUACUUAAAAAAAAAAAAGUAUAGCUUUACAUCCAAAGAUGUAUUCUACUCAUAUGUUUUAUACCAGGUACUAGGGAGUAAUUGGUAAAGUCAGGAGAGUACUUGAGUGAUGACUAAGGGCUAUGGCAAAUUUAAUGCUUCAGGUCAAGGUUACUAAGAAACCUCUUAGCCUCAGGUAAAAGUUUAUGGGAGACAGGUGUAAGUGUCUGGUAACAACCACAUAGAAACAGCGAAAAAGAAUCCAGAAGGUGUGCAAGGUAUCUUAAUAUUCUUUUUAGGGUACUUGAUCUUCCCUUAUAUAUCCUGGGUGCAGACAUUUUAAGUUCACUUUGUAUUACUAAUUUAUCAGUUUAAAAAUCUCUUGUUUAUGAAGUUUAGUUAUCUUAGAAGUACUAUAUUAAUUUCUUUCCAAUGCAUGCAUGGCAUGAAAUCCUCAACCUCUGUGCCUUAGGCUGAAGUGGAAUGUUCUACACAUUUUUUUUUUUUUUGGCUCUACACAUUUUCACACUGGUGCUGGAGAUAAAGACCCAGCCUAUAAUACUAUAUAGCAUGUAUUUUAAAAAGCCCAGUGUAUGUGUUUUCCUUUGUUAUAUCACUGUGUUAAUUGAAGGCAGACGUGUAAUGGCAGCUUGAACUCCUUGAAGAAUUUUUGGUAUAAUUUCUAAGGCUCUACUCUGUUGGGCAGUCUUGGGGCUGGUUGUCACCACAAAUGGGCUCAGGAUAGGGUCAUUCAUAGGUAGCUAGGAGCACCUUCUGGUAGCUAAAUAUGCUACUCAUUUCCUUACCCGGAUAAGUAAUGAAAUAGAUCUCAGGGGAAUGGCUUUUCUUUUCAUCAAUACUGAGGAAGGGAAAAAUAGCCAGUAGUGAGUUGUCAGUAUUGCUACUUAGUUGAUCUACUACUAUCACUGACCACCCUCUCUUAUACAUAUGAACUGUUUUAAUCCUUUAGCUUAGUUUUUUGCUCUUUUGAUUCAAUUUGGAAGCUAGGAGUCCAGCGUAUUUCUAACCCACUUUUGUGAGGUGAAUUUCUAGGUUGUCUGAAGCCAAAAAACAAAUGACCUUAAAUGCCAGUCAGAGGGGUUUGUAAUUGAUCCUCUAGGAAAUUGGCUUGAGUAGGAGAGUAAUAGGGUCAGAUCUGUGCUUUCAGAGCAGCAUGCUGACUGCUGUGUGGAGAAUGGAUAAGGAUGAAGAGAGAGUGUAUGUAGAGGGACCAAUUAGGUAAUUGGUAAUGUAGGACUGGAGAGCAAAAGAGGGACUAAGGUUAUAGGUCUAUUUCUCUGUCCAGAGGUGAUCAAUCAACCUAUGGUAACCGAGGCUUGCUCCACUGUAUAAACUUUUUCUUAAUUUUUCUAUGAGAUAAUUUACCCCAUUCUAUCCUUCUCUUUCCCUUUUACCUAGUGCAUUACUCAAUUGAAAUUGCUCUCUUCAAAGUUACUGCGGUUUAUCAUUUUCUUAUUGUAAAUUUAGCACUCUUGUUCAUAUGUGAACAUUUUAAUGUUUUUUCAAAUUACAUGUAAAAACAUUAACUUUUGUUUUUUAAGUUUGAUUUCCAAAUUUUCUCCCUCCCUCUUUCCCCUCCCCCUCCCUGAGAUAGCAAGCAAAUAGAUGUAAAUUAUACAUAUUCAGUCAUGCAGAGCAUUUCCAUAUUAGCCAUGUUGCAAAAGAAAAUAAAAACUAAGAACAAAGGUUUAAAAUAUAUGCUUUUGUCACAGGGAAACUGGAUCUGGAAUAUCCCUCUAUUAAAGAAUUAUUCACACACACAAUCCAAUCAAAGUUUAAGUAAAAGACUUUUUUUAUUUGGCACAAGGGAAUAUGGCCAGAAGAAGUCUAAACUUCAAUUCCUGAGGAGGAGCAGCUUUAUGGCAUGUUCCUCCAUCAGCCAGAGUAAAGACAAUGCUUUUAUAUUGGGGGAGACUUGAAACUGAAAAGUUACAGCUGUUGGGGAAUUGGGGGUGCUUGAAACAGUUGGGGGCCACAAGGUUAUCAUCACUACCCGGUCCUGGUCAUGUAACAAUAACAUCUGGGUUCCGAUUAGACUCCUGCUAUAAAUUUCAAGGCACCCAACACAUCUGCUGCAUUAUCUGUUUGACUAACCACCAUCUGGUUAAUUAACUACUUUGCUUUUCCAAUUAACCAUUUUGCUUUUCCAAGGGAAAAGUGCCCUCUAACUGACCCCAGCAAGUUGAGCAACCAUAUUAUAUCUCUUGGUUAGAGUGUCCUCCUCACAAUCAAAGUGUCCCCUAACUGGGCUCCUGCCUUUUAGGCUUCCACUACACUUUGAUUUGCAUUCUGACUCCAACAAUUCUUUCUCUGGAGGUAGAGAUAAUUUUUCAUUAUGACUUUUGGAAUUGUCUUGGGUCAUUUUAUUUCUAAGAAUAGCUAAGUCAUUCAAUCAUUCUUUAUUGUACAAUAUUGCUGUUACUGUAUACAGCGUUCCACUGGUUUUGUUCAGUUCAUCUUGCAUUAUUAGUUCAUGAAAGUUUUUCCAGGUUUUUCUGAAAGUAUCCUGCUUACCAUUUCUUAUAGUAAAAUAGUAUUCCAUCACAGUCAUAUACCACAACUUGU
Molecule: messenger RNA, 7429 nt
Organism: Dromiciops gliroides (monito del monte)
Lineage: Eukaryota; Metazoa; Chordata; Mammalia; Microbiotheria; Microbiotheriidae
Product: zinc finger protein 160-like
Exons: 6
Coding region: 464-3028 (854 amino acids)
Biological process (GO): negative regulation of transcription by RNA polymerase II; regulation of immune system process; regulation of cytokine production
Cellular component (GO): nucleus
Molecular function (GO): RNA polymerase II transcription regulatory region sequence-specific DNA binding; DNA-binding transcription factor activity, RNA polymerase II-specific
Source: RefSeq, a predicted model, not a curated record